Messenger RNA from Paramecium sonneborni, 836 nucleotides. The record is from the annotation of a GenBank genome assembly. NCBI's taxonomy places the organism in Eukaryota, Ciliophora, Oligohymenophorea, Peniculida, Parameciidae.
AUGAAAUAAUAACCAUAAUAAAAGAUUAUUUUAAGUAUGUAAAGGUAUAACGUUGUUCAUUUAAUUAGAUUGGUAUCCCCCAGAUAAAAUUUUUAAUUGAGAUACACAAAAAGUAUUUCCAAAGAAUCUAAGAAUAGGAUGAGAACUGCUAGAAAUAAUGAAUUAGAAAGAUUUCUAAUAAAGAAUCAAAAUGAUAAUGAAAUAAAGAAACGUAAUACUAGUUGUAAUUGUGAGUAAUGUGGAAAGAUGAGUUUGUUUUAGAUAAAAAUAUGGAAUUAAAUCUCUUCGUUUGAGGCAGCGUAUGUCAAAAUUCUAUUUUUUUUCUAAGUUAUACAAGAAGGAAAAGAGUUUUUAAGCGCUUUAGAAUAGCUGGAUAUGCAGCCUAAUUUUUGGUUUUUUAUAAAUCAGAAUAAAUAAGAAAACACAAAAGACAGAGAUAUUUACAAUAAUUCCUUAAAAAUCCUUAAAUUAAUGUUAAACGAGGAACAAUGAUAAUUUAAUCAGCACAUUCACAUAGAUCUCNUGAAAAAAUUAUGAAUGACCCAUAAACCUUAUCAGAAAAUGAAAAAAUGAAACAUUAAAAACUAACGACAAAAUACAAACAAGUCACUGAUGAAAAUAAAAGACUCAGAUAACAUUUAAAGUAAACAUAAACUUUACUUAGACAAUUAAAUGAAGAUUUUUGUAAACAGAGGAUUGAGACCUAAACUACAUUUGAUUCUCUUAGAGAAGAAAUAGAUUUAUUAGUAAAGGUAAUUACAUAUUACUUAUUCUAAAAGGAACUAGCCCCAUUUUAACAAUAGAAAAAGUAAAAUGAUAUUUUAAUAUCUAAUUGA